UUCGAUGUCCAUGUGUUGUCUGUUUUGCAGGAGGUUCACAGAGAGGAGAUCGAAAUGAUCGAUUUGACGACGACGCACGAGGCGAUGCGGGAGGCGCCCGCGGCCAUUGCACAGGUACCCCACCUUCCGAGCGACCGGGGCGACCGGGCGACGCAACCGCCCGACCGGCGAGCGCCGGGACCAUGCACUCGGGGGCGGUGGCUCGGGUCGGCGGCCGGUUUUGGGCGCUGGCCGGAGCCGACGAGGAUGAUGCGGACGGUGACGGUGACGAUCCGGACGCUUCUCCACCAACGCCGACCCCCUCCGACCUAGUCUGCGAAUUCUUCCAUGCGGGCUAUGAUGAGGACGAGGUGGCCUCGACGGUGGAUAGAGUGCUGCCAGUUGAAGAUCCGGCAAGGGUGCGGCUUCCUGCGGGAGAGAAGAAGGAGAUGGUCCGGCGAGUGGUUCACCGUCGAACGGCGGCGACGGCGGUCCGACCAUGGAAGGGUCCCCUUCCAAAGGUUAUCUUCCGAGCUAUGGCGCUGAUCCGUUCAUGGUCAUUAUUCACUCCGAUGGAGGCCAGGGAGCAUUUGGUUACUGGGUCUACCCGGUGGGAGAUGGUUGCUCGGGAUAUCUUCAACCGGUUUGGAUGGCGGUCAUGUAAUAGGAUAGGCAAUUAGUUUCCCUAUCUAUAUAGCCAUCCGGUUGUGGCUCCUUUAUUGGCUAGUUAGUGUUUCUAGCCUUCUGCGCUCUGUGUGGGCUGCUUUUUAUUGUUUUCAGUUAGAGACUAUGGUACUUUGUACGCACUUUUUGUUGCUUCAUUAAUAAGAUGGCUGUAUGCAUCACUCCUGAUGCAGAGGCCGGGGAGUCCCCCUUUUCCAAAAAAAAGGGAGUAGUUAAAGGUUUAUUCUCUGUUGUAAUUCUCCUCUAUCUCCUCCUGUAAAUCUUCUUCCCAGUUACAACUGAAACCCCACUAUAUGCAGCUAUGGGAUAAGCCCCAUCCUAUCAA
This is a messenger RNA of Triticum dicoccoides, 988 nucleotides long. RefSeq lists its product as uncharacterized. The coding region runs from base 183 to 659 and encodes 158 amino acids. The transcript has 2 exons. NCBI's taxonomy places the organism in Eukaryota, Viridiplantae, Streptophyta, Magnoliopsida, Poales, Poaceae. The record is from RefSeq and is a predicted model, not a curated record.